Ochlerotatus camptorhynchus is the source of this 2009-nucleotide messenger RNA. Its product is annotated as protein scarlet-like. Gene Ontology annotation, biological process: transmembrane transport. Gene Ontology annotation, molecular function: ABC-type transporter activity; ATP binding; ATP hydrolysis activity. Bases 38 to 1924 code for a protein of 628 amino acids. The transcript has 6 exons. The record is from RefSeq and is a predicted model, not a curated record. Lineage: Eukaryota; Metazoa; Arthropoda; Insecta; Diptera; Culicidae. Gene Ontology annotation, cellular component: plasma membrane; cytoplasmic vesicle membrane.
CAACUCGAACAACAGCAAUCGAAACAAAGUGCGUGCAAUGGAUGAGACAACAACAUUGUUUAGCAAUCAAUCGAACUCAACGGGAUCGAGUGUAGCUUCUAGUGGAACUGCUUGUGCUACGGCUGCCGUUGACGAAACUGCCACGCUGGUGUGGCACAAUUUGACUGUGAGCUGUGGAACACAGGACAGCUGGGGUACCAUUCUGCACCAUGUCAGUGGGUCGCUACUGCCAGGAAGUUUGGUUGCCCUAAUGGGACCCAGUGGAGCAGGGAAAAGCACCCUGAUGACGGCCCUAGCCUAUCGGAGUUCGGCCAACACCACCAUCACGGGAGAAAUUCGCCUGAACGGUGAGCAAACCGGGCCCUUCAUGUACGACAUGACUGGUUUCAUUUACCAGGACGAACUGUUCUGCGGAGCCCUAACCGUCGGUGAACACAUGCACCUGAUGGCCAGGCUGAAGCUGGGACCAUCGCUAUCGACCUUCGAAAGACAUCGCCUAGUUAACGAACUGCUAACCAAGGCUGGUCUUCAAAAAUGCUAUCACACCCGAAUUGGAGAAGUCGGCCAAAGAAAAACCAUCUCCGGUGGCGAGAAGAAGCGACUUGCCUUCGCCAUCGAGCUGCUCUCCAGGCCGAAGAUACUGUUCUGUGAUGAACCUACCACCGGACUGGACUCGUUCAGCGCUAGGCAGUUGGUGCAAAUGAUGCAAGGGUUGACCCGAUCCGGCGCGUCAGUCAUGUGCACCAUCCAUCAGCCGUCCGACGAACUGUUCUACAUGUUCGACAGCGUCCUUCUGCUCUCUAACGGAAGAGUCGGUUUCAUGGGAAAGCCUCACGAGGCGAAGCAGUUUUUCGGAAGAUUCGACCUGGCUCGGCCUCAAAACUGCACAACGACGGAGUUCUACAUAAAAUGUCUUUCUUCAAAUAGGGAAGCUUCGGAUCGACUGAAACCUGAGGCGAUUUGUGAUCAGUAUGAAGAGAGUGACAUUUACCACCAGCAGGAGUUGAUUAUUAGCUCGGAAAUUUUACUAUCCCGGCAUGGCUAUCGGCAUAAUUUCUGCCGGAAUGCGCUGCGAGACAAGCAUAAUUGGCUGUACACGUUGAACUGUUUGAUAAGGAGAAAUUUUCUUCAAGCUCACCGAAAUCCACAGUUACACUACAUGAAACUGGCACAAAGGAUUGUAAUUGCUGUUCUGGUGGGUUUGUGUUUUUCCGAUGCAAUAGAGCUGAGCCAAGCCGGAGCACAAGCAGUACAAGGUAUAAUUUUCCUGAUCGUCUCGGAGAACACCUUCCUUCCGAUGUAUGCCGUACUGUCGGUAUUUCCCGAGUCGUUCCCGUUGUUUCUCCGGGAACGCAAGGCGAACCUGUACAGUACGGUGCAAUUCUAUAUUGCUCAGAUUUUAGCCAUGCUUCCUUUCGUUUUGCUGGAAUCCACAAGCUUCAUCCUGAUAGUAUACUACCUCGCGCACCUCCGACCGACAAUGCUAGGGCUGUUGUGCACCGUUGGAGCCUGCGUCCUUGUGAUGAACGUCUCCAUGGCAUGCGGCUGUUUCUUCUCAACGAUGUUUCCUUCGGUACCGAUGGCAAUGUCCUACCUCGUGCCAUUCGACUACAUUCUAAUGAUAACGUCCGGCAUCUUCAUUCGGAUACGAACAAUUCCAAAAGCGCUGCGCUGGCUACCGUUCAUCUCUUGGAUGAUGUUCGCAAGCGAAGCCAUCUCUAUUGCUCAAUGGGACGGAAUAAGUUAUCUGGAUUGCGAAGGAAUUCCUGAGAGAGCUUGCCUUCACGACGGUGAUGACGUAUUGCAGCAGUACUCCUUCGGCAGCAGCCAUCUAGCGUUGGAUUUCGCUGCUCUGAUAAUGCAGUAUUUUUUGUACCAUGGCCUAGCGCUGCUGUUUUUGCGGAGACGGGCCUCGAAAAGUUGAUAACGACGACCCAAGUUUCAGUUUAUUUGUUACCUAUACGAAACAGAUUGUGUAUUGCAAACUCACCGUUAGACGCAGAAAAUCA